Messenger RNA from Oreochromis niloticus (Nile tilapia), 5574 nucleotides. RefSeq names its product tripartite motif-containing protein 16. The record is from RefSeq and is a predicted model, not a curated record. Lineage: Eukaryota; Metazoa; Chordata; Actinopteri; Cichliformes; Cichlidae. The coding region runs from base 2609 to 4294 and encodes 561 amino acids. The transcript has a single exon. Gene Ontology annotation, molecular function: zinc ion binding; protein binding.
ACUAGCAAUAUGUCUGUUUGAUGUAUCAGAUGGAAAACUGAUAUAUUAGUUAAGAAUUCUGCUCCAUUUUGCUCCAUAUUGACAAUAUGGCGAGUUGCCUACUUAGGUAGGUUGAGGGGUUUAAAUAAUGCUCAGUUGGUAUUACUUGGCCCAAAGUGUGCCAAGAACAUAUUCACCACAGCAUUACAUCAUUGGCACUCUGAACUUGAUAAAAGGCAGGACUCAGUCAUACUUUCAUGUUGUUGUAUCUAUUUUCAGUAGCUCCCUGCAGGCAGGCAAAGAGUGUGAAACUGCAGCACCUGCCAAGCAGGUCGACUCAUGGAGCGAUGCCCAGAUGAAGCCAAAUGAAACCUUAAAGCUCUCCAUCAAAGUGGUUGGAAAAAAAAGUUGAAUUUCUUCAGGCUUCUUGUGUACACAAGCCCUUCUGCUGGAGGUUUCUUCCUGUUAAAAGGAUUUUUUUCCUUCCCACUGUCGCCAAAGCGCUUACUCAUAGGUGGUCUUCUGUUGUUGGGGUUUUCUCUGUUUUCUCAUUAUUAUAGUAGGGUAUUGCCUUAAAAUAUAAAGCGCCAUGAGGCAAAAGUUGUGAUUUGGCGUUAUAUAAAUUCCAGCAACGUGCAGUCGGGAUCUUGAAGGACUGCACAGCAGUAUGUCUUACAUGGGUGAAAACCCCAAUGUUAGGUCUUUUUAUUUGUUACUUUUGUAAAAGAAAAAAAAAAGAUAUCUUAUAAAAGUAACUUUCAGUUUCACAGCACUCUGAAUACUCCCUUUCCUGGAAUUAAGCACACCACCUGUCUAAGCCUCCCUCUGUUUACAGACUCUUUACCCCGGGCAUUAGGCAUACCCUCUCUUAUCACAUUCAUAUGAUAAGUUGCAAAACAGGAAAUUUCCAUACGCUUCAGAUCAAAUAAUGAACAAAAAGAUUUAGUUUCUUUAACUUUUCCUUUUUCUUCCUUUUUUUGUGUUUUAUGUGUCAAACAUAGAAAAUGAAAUAAACACGUCAGCAGAUUUUUUUCAAUGCUACUGCUCUCUAGCACCACUGUUCUUUCUCUCUGUAACAGGGCGGCCCUUAGCAGCUGGAAUCACAGUGAGAUGGAGCAAGGCAAGUGCAGGGGGACAAGUAGUAUUUAUUUGUCAUACAGCUCUCCUUACAAACAAUUCACUCCCCAUCUAAUGACAACUGGCAGCCUUAAAUACCUUCACCUUCAACAGUGUGUCUGUUAUCUCUGCUUAAUGGAUGAACACAAAGACCAUGUCACAGUGUCAGCUGCAGUAGAAAGAGCUGAGAAACAGAAAGAGCUUGAAUUGAAUCGACAAAAUGUCCAACAGAGAAUCCCGAACAGAGAGAAAGAUGUGAAGGUGCUUCAAGAGGAAGUUGAGGCUAUCAGUCUUUCUUCCAGUAAAGCUUUGAGGCAAAGUGUGAAGAUGUUCAAAGACUUGAUCAGUCUUAUUGAGGGAAAAAAAGCUCUGAGCUGAAGCAGAAGAUCAGAUCCAAACAAAAAGCUGAACAGAACAGAGUCAGAGCUUCAGGAGAAUGUUACUAAUAUUUAGUAUUACUAAUCUUAUUCAUAGUAAAUUGUUGAGUAACAGUUUCCAAUGUAAACAUACAAUUACAAUUCUGUUUUCAUCUGAAACACUUUCAGUUUCACAUCAAUCUGAAUACUCCCUUUCCUGGAAUGAAGCACACCUUGUUAAGCCCCUCCCUGUUUAUAGACUGUUCAUCUCAGAUAUUACUGAUCUGCAGGUCAUGUAAUAAGAUCCAAAACAGAACAUUUUCAUAUGCUUUAGAUCAGUGUCUCUGCAUUAAGGAGACAAAAACAGGUUUUAACUGGAAACAGAAAGUAAGACGUCAUUUGAAUGAGGAGAAAUGAAACGGCAAGUAAUUGAGCUGCAUCGAGAGAAACUGAGCUGUUCCAUCUGUCAGGAACUUCUAAAGGAUCCAGUCACUAUUCCCUGUGGGCACAGCUACUACAUGAUCUUUAUUAAAACCUACUGUAAAAACUACUAACUACUAAAAACUAAUUGACUGCCAUUAUUCAUUUGUGGUGUCUGGCAAAAUGAGCUCAGGACAAAGCACAAAAUGUAUUUAAAGGUCCUUUACUAUUCUUUGUUAUUCUGAACAAAUUGAAUUCUUAAAAAACAAAACUUUACAGUGAAAAUUAUCCUCUGAAUGAGUCCAUUAACAGUUACAGUUGAGUGGUUUCCUGUUUAAAUCAAAACACAUAACUCACAUUAACUAGAAGAAAACUCACAGCCCUUAUACUUAUUAGAUAGAAAAUAUACACAAUACCCACUAACAAAUGCACUGCUGAAAUGGUCAGAACAGUACUGUAUCAAAUUACAAGAACAAUCUGUCUACUCCCUUUCCUGGAAUAAAGCACACGUGUCUAAGCCCCACUCAGUUUAUAGACUGCUCACCUCAAACAUUAGUCACACCCUACGCUCAUGUCAGUUUCUACAUCGAAGAAACGAAAGCAGCUUUUAUCUGGUAACUGAAAGUGAAAUGUCACAGAUCUCCCUCAAAAGGAUAAUGGGUUUGAAUUUCAGUGCAUAUUUGCAUCCGGUAACAGAAAGGAAAUCUUUUAGACAUUUACAGUCGUGGUGAGGAGACAUGGCGCAGCAAGGGAUUCAGCUGGAUCAAGACAAACUGAGCUGUUCCAUCUGUCUGCAGCUUCUAAAGGAUCCAGUCACUAUUCCCUGUGGGCACAACUACUGCAUGGACUGUAUCAGAAAAUGCUGGGAUGAGAAGGAAGUACACAGCUGCCCUCAGUGCAGGCAGAUUUUCACACCAAGGCCUGUCCUGGUGAAAAACGGCAUGCUUGCUGAGUUAGUGGAAGAUCUAAAGAAAGAGGAACGUCCGACAGCUUCAUCUGAUCAUGCCUACGCUGGACCUGGAGAUGUGGCCUGUGAUUUCUGUUCUGGGAGGAAGCGGAAAGCCUCCAAGUCCUGCCUGGUGUGUAUGGCUUCUUACUGUGAGCAUCACCUUCAGCCUCACUACAGCGUAGCUCCAAUAAAGAAACACAAACUCAUCAAAGCCACUUCAAAGCUUCAGGAGAACAUCUGCCCUCGCCAUGAUGAGGUGAUGAAGAUCUUCUGCCGCACUGAUCAGCAGUGUAUCUGUUAUCUCUGCUUAAUGGAUGAACACAAAGACCAUGUCACAGUGUCAGCUGCAGCAGAAAGAGCUGGGAGGCAGAAAGGGCUUGGACGAAAUCGGCAAAAAUUUCUUCAAAGAGUUCAGAACAGAGAGAAAGAUGUGAAGAUGCUUCAUGAAAGAGUGGAGGCUAUCAAUCUUUCUGCUGAUAAAGCUUUGAGGCAAUCUGAGAAGAUGUUCAAAGACUUGAUCAGUCUCAUUGAGAAAAAAAGCUCUGAGGUGAAGCAGAAGAUCAGAUCCAAGCAAAAAUCUGAACAGAACAGAGUCAAAGAGCUUCAGGAGAAAAUAGAGCAGGAGAUCAGAGAUCUGAGGAGGAGAGACACUGAACUGCAGCAGCUCUCACUGACUGAGGAUCACCUCCAUUUUCUGAAAAACUACUCCUCACUGUCACAUCUGAGUGAAUCUACAAACGUACCCACUUACAACAAUCUUACUCUGCAGUACUUUGAUGAUGUGACUGCAGCUGUGUCACGGGCCAGAGAUAAAGUGAAGGCUCUUCUCAGUGAGGAAUGGCCCAAAAUCUCAGUUGGAACAACCAAAGCAGAUAUUUUACUGCCUCAAGGAGAACCCAAAACCAGAGACGACUUUUUGAAAUAUUCUUGUCAGAUCACUCUCGAUCCAAAUACAGCACACACACUGUUGUCACUGAGUGACAGCAACAGAAAAGUAACACUGAUGAGCAGAAACCAGUCAUAUCCAAGUCACCCAGACAAAUUCCUUGAAUGGUGGCAGGUCCUGAGCAGAGAGGGUCUGACUGGACGCUGUUACUGGGAGGUGAAAUGCAACGGGAUGGUUGGAGUAGCUGUUGCAUACAAGGAUAUCGGCCAUAGAGGGACCAAGGAGGAAUGUGGAUUUGGACUAAAUGACAAAUCCUGGGCGUUAACAGUUUCAGUCAGCGGUUAUGAAUUCACACACAACAACAUUCCCACUCCCAUCCCAGGCCCUCAGUCCUCCAGAAUAGGAGUAUAUUUGGAUCACGGGGCAGGAACUCUUUCUUUCUACAGCAUCACUGAGACCAUGAAUCUCCUCCACAGAGUCCAGACCAGGUUCACUCAGCCUCUCUAUGUUGGACUGUGGCUUCCACAAAGUGCUGGACACACUGCUGAGGUGUGUGAGCUCAAGAAGAGAAUAAACAUAAAACAGUGAAAUUUGAUGCCAUGUGCUACUUGUUGAGAUGUGUUUAUCUAUCCUGCACCUGUUAAAGAUGAAUCUUUAUGGAUAUAAGUAUAUUCUUUAAUUUCUUUGAUUGUCUUGUUUUCAAUAGCUAUUUGGGUAAAACGGUUUAUUUGGCAAAAACAAUAUUCAUUUCUUAUAUAGUUUAUAUUUAACCACUGUUUUGUUGUAACAUUAGCAAAAAAAAAAAAAAAAAAAUCCAAAUAUAUGUUGGAAUCAGUUAUUAUAUCUUAAUGCAUGCUCAAUCAUCCAGGAAAGGAAAUCCCAAAAAACUGAUUCUGUUCAUCUGGACAUAACGUUUCCAGUGGGAGAAAAGUUUGGUCACUUGGCCAUUCAUCAAUGGUUACUGAUCAACGCUCAUGACAAUUUGCAUAUUGUUGAAGAAACUGACCUCACAUACUAUUAUUCAUUCAGUGGGCUAGUUUCAGUUAUUGUGCAAAUGUACUGUUUAUAAGGUCGGGGGAAACUGCAGUCAGCUGAGACUGAAGAAGUCACUUGGAUGAGUGAUGUAAUGUUUCUCCCACUGGAAACUUCCAGAUGAACAGAAUACAUUUUUUGGCACUGUCAUUAUAAUUGUUGCUUUUUCAAUUUUGUUUUUAUUUCUAUACUUAAACAUUUUACAAUCCACCAACUUAAUUUCAGUUACAUUUUCAUGAACCUUUUUUUUUUUUUUUUAAUUUACUGCUGUUUGUGAAAUAAAGUGAGCAAUGUACACUAAACUUUCUUGUUUCAAGAAAUAAAAUAUCACUAACAUGAUGAAUGGAAACUUUUGUUAAGAGACAUUUAAAGUAGAGCAUUAAUGAUGAAAUUAAAAAAGUAAAACCCUAAAAACUGUCACGGCUGCCGGGGCGAGCCGUGUGGUGUUGGAGGAAAAGGUGCCAAAAUGCAGGCAAAAGACUGAUGAUAUGAGUGAAUGUUUAUUUACAAAGUGGCAGAGUGACAAAAACAGGCAAUGAGGCUUGAGAAGCUACUGAAGAAACCUAAACUGGGAAAACUAAAGAGCAAACCUGAAAUCAUAACGAACCGGGGUGAAGGGCAGAGAGACACAGACCAAAGAACAAAACACCAUGAAACGCAGACGAGCGGACAAAGAGUACACACCGACACCCACUAUAUAUACACACACACACACACUGUAAUCAGGCAAUGACACACAGCAGGGAAGCACAGAUGAUCCUAAUUCACAAGACGAUGGGAGGAUACAAGCUGAACACAGUGAUAACAGACACAGACCUUCAAAGUAAAACAGGAAA